AUGAGCCUGCAAAGGUCGGUGGAAGAAAUCAGCACCGACGCCGAAGCUGCAGCGUUCGCUGAUGAGUUGUUCGACAAGCUCGAGAGCUCAAAGUCCGAGAUCGACGGGCUAGUGCGCCGUUUGUUCGAGAACCCGGCCGUCCGCAUAAAGACUGUGCGAAGAGUGAUCUCGCGCCUUUCCAGCAGCACCGCGUUCAAAAUCCGCGACUUGUCCAAAUCAUCAGGUUAUUUGCGGUUUGUUAAUGGAAUUGUCGACAAAAGAUCCCAUUUGGACCAUUUAGCAAUCAAUGAAUGGUCCGCGCUAUGCUCGUUUCUCUGUAGACUGCACAGAGGCUUGCCGGACUCUUCGCAAAGAUUCUAUUUUAAGCUAUCCACCAAGGUGUUUCGCUGCAUACACGUACUUCUGAAAUCAUUCGAAGCUGUUGAUGUCUCAAUUCUUUCUGAAAUCCUCGAUACCAUCGCCAGUUUCCGCUAUCUAGGUGAGGAAACCUCGGCACACCCUUACAUGCUGGGAUGCGUGGGGCUUAUUUAUUUGUUUUCCAGCCACGAAAACACAUCAGUUGCUACUUAUUCAAGAGAAUUGGGCCUGAGUAUUAUCGAGAUUGGCCCAUUCAGAAGCCAAGAGCUGAAAGUCGAGGCCUUUGCCUUCUGUGCCAGCCUCGAUGAUCCCAACGUUCCCCAGAAUAUCAUCUCCAAGUUAAUUAUGAAUAUGGAUAGUUUGAAAAUCCCCGAAACCGACAUUGAGUUCUCACCAUCUGAAUCAAGCUGGAUGGGCACAAAAUGGUUUCGUGCACGCUCAUUUGCACCCCUGGCGCCUUUUUUAGCAGCAAAGAGUCUAUCACAUUUGCUAUCCAGCUCGUUCACCACACCUUCCGAAAAGUCAGUUCUGCAGUUAAUUGAUGAAAACUUCCCCCUGAAUCAAAUCCUUUUGCAGGCACUGUGUUUCAUUGACUCCCAGUUGACUUCGAAUGAUGUGCUUUAUUUAUUGGCUCUCGACUUGCAACACUUGGAAUGCUUUUGGGUAUUCAUGUUGAUUUCAGCCGGCGGCCUACACAACCUCUCUUUCACCGAUUGCUCAAAAGUGGGAUGGGCUGCGUCUCAGAAACUGAGCGACCCCGUGUGCAGUUCUUCCGCUGCAUAUUGUCUGGCGCUGUGCAUCCGCAAACUGAUUGUGCUCGAUCCAGUCGAGAUCAAUAUUCUUCAGCUGCUAAAUGUGUUAGCCCGUCAGCUGCACUCCAGUCCCCUCUCCUCCGGUAGCUUGUUUCUCUACCGCACCUUCAAAGAGCUGAAGAUCGUGGAUGAGAAAUUUCAAAAUGGUUUGAAGGAUUUGGACAAAUGGUUUAGUACUCAAUUGUGCUUGUGGCUUGCAAGUCCUAAUAUACCAAGCUUCAGUUUAGAGUUGAUCUCGGCUGUCGAUCAAACAUCCCAAAGUUCCUUGUACAGCGGCAAGAUAUCCGAAAUGUGCAGAGACUUUGAAAGUUUUCGAAAACCAGACUCUGUCAAACCUGUCAGUUAUUUUGGGGAAAAGCUUCAUGUUGACUCUACUCUAGUCACCUCUGUCACACCGUCAAAUGAAAAGCUGCUGAUGUGGCUUGCACUCUGCAAUUCGAAAAAUUUGACGACGGCACAGUAUGAGUACUUUAGCACCCCAAGGUUCAAAAACGAUAUGGAAAAUUUAAUUUUAUACGCGCACUCUGCUAAAUCGUUCGUUCACGCAGAGUUGAUAGGAUCAAUGGCCACGAAAUGGCCGCAUGAGGACAACUUUGAUGAGUUGGUUCAUAAAUCUCGUCAAAGACUGGCCCAGGAGACACUUUCUCUGUCGAAUUUUCUUUACACAACCUCGACUGACGACCCCAGUGCCACUCUCAACUUUAUAGCAAAGUCUGUCUUUGCCUCCUACGAAUAUCAAAGGGGUAGAAAGGCCCUUCAGUGGGUAAUACUGACUUUAACCACAGUUCGCGAUCUUUCCUUUCAUUCAAAGCUUUCAGCUGAGCUUGGUGCGUUUGUGCAAAGUGUGGUUGUCAAUCAAUCAUGUUUGAGCCGACUGAGGUUACCAGCGGCUGCUCUUGCUACGGCUAAUCCAGAAUGGGUAUUUGAAAUACUUGAGGGCUCUUGUGAAGACAUUGCGUUGCAGCUAACAAAAUAUAUUGUUUUUCCUCAGACACUGUCAAUGGACAAUGAGAUCCUUAUCAAGUUUUUGUCGAGCGCUUUGAACCGAAGUAGCGCAACUAUUGACACUAUAGUUGUAGCCUGUGCUGAUAAAGGUGGUGACUUGGCCGUUAUCAUUGAAUUUUGUGCCUCAAAUGAACUAAUUGGUGCGAUAAAAGCUCUUGCAACGCACUUUCAGCAGCCAGCCAGGGCGCUGCUGUAUUUUGUAGGCACCGAUGUUUUCGAAAUAUGGGUUCGCAAUCACAACAACUGGAAUUUCCCUUUUGAUCUAUUCAAUGCAGAUCCAUCACAGGUCUUUCAAAUGGUUCCAUUGCCGUUUUUACCACAAGGCGUAUCCGCGGACUAUGAAGAUGCAAUUGUGCGAGCUUCGGAAAUGGUUCAAUCACCGCGCACGGGAUUCAGUGGGAAACAUAAAAGAGAUGACUUGGAUUUGGAGAGCUGGGCUCCCCUUAUUUAUUUGAAGAUUUUACCUUUGGUGCGUAUCUCGGCAGACGAUUGGGAGCUCUUUCCUUUGCCUUCGCAAGACAAUUCAAAAUUCAAUAAGCUUCCAGUGCUACCCCCACUGGCCCCGGAAGCUCUUGAGUGGAUAAUCGAGGAGACAUUAAAAACAGUUGCAUUAUACGCGACCCCAGCCAGAGUGUACAUUGCCAUUAGAAGGUGCUGGCUGGCCUAUUCUGCUUCUGAGCGAUGCUCAACUGUACUCAAGUCGUUUCUUAGGAGUGCCGUUUCUUUCCAGCAUCCGUUGUUGUUGCCGAUACUAGAACAUCUGAUCAGUCUUGUUGCUGGUGAUCUUGAUGCCGUUCUGGCUAGUGAGCUUGCAUGCUCCUUGAGCACCCCCCUCCGUGAGUCCUUAAAGCUCAAGUUCUCGGCAUUUUUCCAAACAGAAGCACGUUUUGUUUUCGACUUUUUGUAUUCACCUUCUCCGAGCCAAGUUCUGUCGCUUCUAGAUGGAGACUUCCCUUCUUUGGAGCUUGAGGCUCCAAUGUAUGCCGCAUUACUUGAUCAAGCAGAGCACUGCGAAGUCUCAAAGAUCCCCAAAGUAGAAGACACAAGGCGAAGCCAGAUUCUGUCUUCUAACUUGCUGGAGUGGACAAGAGCUUUGGAUAAGAACACGGAGGGCUGGUCGGCAUGGUGUGCCAAUUUCUUGGUGAACGUUACACAGGACUUUUCGCCACUUUCUAAAGAUGUCCUUCCUGACAACCCCCAGCUUGCGACUGUAUAUGUUAUUUAUUCUCAUUUGCAGAAGCGUGGAUACUCUGUCUUCAGAUGGUUCAUCCCGUAUUUGCGUGAUAUUCCAGCUGCCCGCCAGCUUUACCCGUUUUAUCGAAAGCUACUUCCAAAUGGCUACCCAAAGCCCAAAUUUCCUGUCGCCAGUAUCAAAAAUAUUCUUGAACAUCAGCUUGCGUCUGUUUUCGACGCUCACUCUGAUGUACCACUCAACGUUGCCCACUAUUUCCUUCCUCAGUUGGCUGAAGAGAUCAUUCCGUUUCUAUACCAAAGUCUGAUUGCGAAUGGUUCCAAUAGCACUGCAUCAUCACUCAUGAAUUGUCUGAAAGAAAUGAUAAGCGCUUUUCCUAAAGUGCGCAAGGUGAUCGUGAACAGCUAUCGGCGAGCCCAUUUGGAGCAGCCUAUUCCAUUCGAAGAGCUCAAGUCUCUCGUUUUGUAUGCACAUGAUCUGAAUAUGGAUAUUGAAGCCUUGUUAUUUGCUGAGCUGCUCUUUGACCAAAAUAAGCAAUGUGACAGAGCGAUACUGGCUGAUAUUUUCAAAGGUAUUGACGAUCCUGAUAUCAGUCAUGGACUCCAGCUGUCUACGGACCUGGACACAGUUGCUGCUUCUUUAAAUCCCUGGCGUGAGCUUCAACUGAGCCUCAGUCGUUUCGAGGUAGGUAUGGAUCAUUCUGACCAAAGCAUGUCGGGAACACGCUCUCUUUAUCACUCUUUUUGCAACGUUGGUAUGUUGCGGAUGGCAGAAACGAUACACAAACCCGAUCUUUACAGCUACGAUAGUGCCUUUAAGCAUCAAAUGUGGGAGCUUCCAGCUCCAGCUCGAGCUAAUACUGAAACAGGACUGCUUUUUGCACUAUUCAAAAACCAAGAACUCGUUUUUGAACCUGCCUUGGUCAAUGCCUUUUGUAUUGCACGCGAGAAGCAGGACCUAAAACCACUUCUGUCGCUAAAAGAAAUUAUCAAGUAUAAUUCUUUGGCAGCGACAACUGAGCAUUCACGACUUGGCCGUGAGUUUUUAUUGUCUCGGAUAGGCAAGUGCGAACUCGCUCGUGAGUUAUCCUGUUCUUUUAUGACUCUACUGAAAGAUGGCGAUGUCAUGAGAUCAGUUGCGUAUGCACUCAAGUUAGAAAACCUAGCAAAGUCAUCGCAGGACAACACUCUCAUGAGUGACCAUAUUCAAGUCUCCUCACUGAUUGCCUCGGCUCAAAUCAGUUGGCAGCUCGGAAAUCAGACAGACUCUAUAUUUAUGCUUCGGAAAGCUUCACAAAGCAACGCUUUAGUGCUCUCAGAUCAUGAGCCACUCUUUGAUCGAUGUGAGGUUCUGUGCACUCUGGCCAAAUGGGCUUCAGAAUCGCGCAGUGAGACAGAAUCGACGAUUCAAGAAGAGUUUCUGAAACCAGCUAUGAACAGUCUUGAUGGCACCAAACCACCUACACAGGAAUUUGUAUAUCACACGUUUGCGAAAUUUUGUGACGGUAGCUAUCAGGAUCCUUUGUUCAUCAAAGAAAUUAAAGAAGCGAAGCGAGUGGUAACAAACAGUGAUGCUAAGCAGAAGAGCCUAAAAGAGCAACUUCGAAGAGCGCAGCCAGCCGAGAAAUCGUUUUUGGAAGCAAAAUACAGUCGUGGUAGAGCUUUACUCGAAUCAGAGUAUCGUGAUUAUCAGCGGUUAAUGCAAAAGCGGCUUCGCCUUGUAACCCAAGCGCUCAAGAUGUACCUUGAAAGCCUGUCAGUUGGAAGUCAGUAUAAUUACAACGAUUCGUCUCGGAUAGUUGCCCUUUGGCUAGCAAACACAAAUACUAGCGAAAUCAACGACAUCAUUGAGCAAGGUUUUGUAACUGUGCCUACUCUCAACUGGAUUCCCUGGUUGAACCAGCUGACUUCAUGUAUGGGCGAAGAUCCGCCGUCGUUUCAAAAAGUACUCUGGAAGCUUCUUAGGGCUGUCACUUUGGACCAUCCUUUCCAUACAAUAUGGUACAUGCAAGCGUUGACUCAAGUCACGCAAACAGAUGCCCGUGCAGUGGCACGAUCGAAUGCUGGUACGAAAUUCUGGCAACUUUUAAGUAAAGAAGAGGCUCUGGCUGAUUUGACACUUUCGAUUCGGUCGUUUUGUACACAAGCUAUUGCUCUAGGUGCGGAAAAGGUACCAGUCGAGGAGCGGUCUUCAUUUUCUUUCCGGCGGUUGAAAAACAAACAAGGCAGAUGGUGGAGGGAAACUCUCCCCAGUAUCGGAGUGCCGAUUCCCACACGCACAUUGGCGGUUCGUGCUGAUUGCAGCUACAGGGAUGUCCCCGUCUUCCAGUCUCUGGAAACUAAAAUCACCAUUGCUAGCGGCAUUAGUGCUCCAAAAAUUGUUCAUGCCACUGACUCCUGGGGAGAACGAAAUACAAUGCUGUUCAAAGAUUCGAAAGAUGAUCUUCGUCAAGACGCAAUCAUGGAGCAAGUGUUUGGACAGACAAACAAUUUCUUUGCCAAAGAUCGAGAGGCUCAAAAGCGGCAGUUAGCCGUCCGAACCUACAACAUAGUUUCUCUGAGCCCAAAAUCAGGCGUGAUUGAGUUUGUGAAUAACACGAAAAGUUUGAUUGAUAUUUUAGAGCCCCUGCAUCGCGAACACGACGACAAACAGUGCACAGCAAAACGAGCCCGUGAACUAAUGGCUGAAGCAUAUCCGGAGGGCAGAGAGAAGCGGAUUGCGACCUUCCGGGAAAUAUGUAACAACAUCAAACCUGUGUUGCGUAUCUUUUUUUUCCGUCAGUUCAGGCACGCUGAAGCUUGGUUCAAAGCUAGAACUGUCUAUUCUCGCUCCGCAGCUGCUAGUUCGAUAGUCGGUCAUAUUCUUGGCUUGGGAGACAGACAUUGCAGCAACAUUCUUCUCGAUAUUUCCACUGGUGAGGUCGUGCACAUUGACCUGGGCAUUGCGUUCGACCAAGGUAAGGCACUGCGUAUUCCAGAGACGGUUCCGUUUCGGUUGUCGCGUGAGAUUAUUGAUGGCUUUGGUUCUACCGGAUACCAUGGCAUUUUUUCGAGAUGUGCAGAAAUCACCAUGGAUUUGCUUCGAGAACAGCAGGAUGAUAUUUUCACCGUUCUCGAUGUGCUGCUGUAUGAUCCACUCUACCAAUGGUGUCUCUCACCGAUCAGAGGCAAAGCAGUACAAGACGGCACGUUCGUCUCCAAAGCAACCAGCAUCAAGCAGCCCGAAAAACCCGAAUCGGACGAGGCAGAGAGGGCACUUCGAGGCGUGCGCAAAAAGCUCUCUGGGCGGUUGAGUAGUGAAGCGACGGUGCGCCAGCUGAUCCAACAAGCCUCUUCACUGGAGAACUUGGCGCUGCUGUAUGAGGGAUGGGCUCCUUAUUAUUGA
Wickerhamiella sorbophila is the source of this 6750-nucleotide messenger RNA. RefSeq names its product Serine/threonine-protein kinase TEL1. The transcript has a single exon. Gene Ontology annotation, molecular function: protein binding; protein serine/threonine kinase activity. NCBI's taxonomy places the organism in Eukaryota, Fungi, Ascomycota, Dipodascomycetes, Dipodascales, Trichomonascaceae. Gene Ontology annotation, biological process: DNA repair. The record is from RefSeq and is a predicted model, not a curated record. The coding region runs from base 1 to 6750 and encodes 2249 amino acids.